UGUGUGUGUGUGUGUGUGUGUGUGUGUGUGUGUGAGGCUGUAAUGGAGAGUGAGAGUGAAUUGCAUUUCUCUAACAGAAUGAGCAGGAUGCAGGUUCUUCUUCCUGCUUUUUCUCUUUUAAUGGGAAGCUUUUGUGAAAGGAAACUCCAAAACUACACAGAACACUGAGCAUCAUUUCACUGCAGCAAAACAGAACCUGAAGCAGAGUUUCUUCGUCAUCAUCUUCUUCUUCUUCUUCUUCUUCUUCGUCAUCUUCAUCUUCAUCUUCCUCUUUUUCAUAAUUGACCAGUAAGAAUCUCAAUAAUCACCUGAUUAGCUGCUUAUGAUCACUGUAGCAGAAGCUACACCUCUUUUCCCGGGACAGACACAAAAGCCACGCCCCCUUCACCUGUACAGACAUUGGGGCCACGCCUCUUUUACCAGGACAGACAUUGAGGUCAGGCCUCCAUCACUGAUUGACAGCAUGGUGGUGUGAAUGAAGUGUGUUGAGAGUUUUAGGAGCAGCAUUCAGGUGUUUAUCUGCAGGAUGGCAAGUGAUGACUCUGAGCUCUGCUCCCUACCGAGUCCUGUAGUGCGUCACAUCGAUCAACACUUCCUAAUGUGCAGCAUCUGUCUGGAUCACUUCCACAAACCCAAAGUGCUGCCGUGUCUCCACACCUUCUGUCAGAGGUGUCUUCAGAGCUUCGUCCCUGUCGACAGCCUGACUCUGUCCUGUCCUGUCUGUCGUCAGACCUCUUUACUUCCAGAGAAGGGUGUGGAAGCAUUACAGAGCAACUUCUUCAUCACAAACCUGAUGGAGGUGCUGAAGAGCCAGGACACAGAACUCGGAGAUGAAGACAUAUUGCUGGACAUCAAUGACAUCAGCAAACAGCGUCAACUGCUCUGCUCCAAACACAGAGCAAACGUGAUGGAGUUCUACUGUCCUGUGUGUGAGACAGCAGUGUGUGAGGAGUGCAGCAGUGAUGACCACGUCCAGCACACACUCGUCCCCCUCACACAGGUCCUCACACAGCACCAAGCCUCACUGCUGCAACAGUUAAACUCUGUCAGAAGCAGGCUUCCAGAGAUCGACUCAGCACUGCAAACGCUAUCUGAGAUCCUGCAGCAGCUGACCAGUCAGAAGAACUCGGUGGAGGAGAAAAUCCACAACACUUUCAGUGAACUGCAGAAGAUGCUGGAUGUGCGUAAAAGUGUGCUGCUGAUGGAGGUGGAGGUCAACUACACCCUCAAACACAAGGUUCUCCAGGCACAGUUGGAGAUGUUGCUGCAGGAGCAGGAGGCCAUGCUCAGCAGCUGCAGUCUGACAGAACGCGCGUUGUGCACUGGCUCUGAGGCCGAGGUGCUGCUGGUGGAGAAGCAGCUGAGUGAGCGUCUCAGUGACCUGGCGACUCGGGAACUUCCUCUGAGGCCUGAAGAGAACGGGCAGCUGAGCUUCACGGCAGAGACUGAAAGCUUGUGCAGCUCAGUGCGUCGUCUGGGUUCCAUCAUAACUGGCAGCGCAGUGGCAGGAGAGACUGUGGCGAGCGGUGAGGGACUGCGGCGCUGCGUGGUGGGUCGGCCCACCUCCAUCACUGUCACCUCUAAGGACAGAGAAGGAGGACUGUGCCAGACGGGUGGCGCACCUCUUUCAGCUGAGCUGAAUGGUUCAGAUGGCACACUGGUAGGAGAAGGUGAAGUUGUGGACCACAAAAAUGGCACAUAUGAAAUACUGUACACACUGCCACAUGAGGGACAGUACAUGCUCGCACUUCGCCUGUAUGGAAAGCACAUCCGUGGGAGUCCCUUUAGCAUCCGAGCCAACAAGCACACGCAGAUAUCUCACACCACCAACAGCACCAAGAGAUUCCUGAAGGCACCAGGGAGCUUCAACUCCACACCACGAGGCAUCAGGCGUCCAGACAGCCUGUACAGCUCAAGCAGGGGCAGAGGGGGAAACGCUAUGGAGGAUGACCUGAUCUUCAGAAUCGGGACUAAAGGCAGAAAUAAGGGAGAAUUUGCUAAUCUCCAGGGUGUGGCCACUACAGACUCCGGAAAAGUUUUAAUAGCAGACAGCAACAAUCAGUGUGUUCAGAUAUUUUCUAAUGAUGGCCAGUUUAAGAGCCGUUUCGGGGUACGGGGUCGGUCUCCGGGGCAACUCCAGCGACCCACAGGCAUCACCUCCCACCCUAAUGGUGACAUCAUCAUCGCUGACUAUGACACCAAGUGGGUCAGCAUUUUCUCCAGUGAUGGUAAAUUUAAGCAUAAGAUUGGCACCGGGAAGCUGAUGGGUCCUAAAGGCGUUUCUGUGGACAGGAACGGGAACAUCAUCGUAGUGGAUAAUAAAUCCUGCAGCAUUUUCGUCUUCCAGCCAAACGGGAAACUCAUCCGCAAGUUCGGCACUCGUGGAAAUGGAGAUGAACAGUUCGCAGGUCCACACUUUGCAGCAGUAAAUCAGAAUAAUGAGAUUAUUGUGACUGAUUUCCACAAUCACUCAGUGAAGGUGUUUAAUGCAGAGGGAGAUUUCCUGUUUAAAUUCGGCUGUAGUGGUGAAGGGAACGGCCAGUUUAACGCCCCCACUGGAGUCGCUGUGGAUUUUACUGGGAACAUCAUUGUAGCAGACUGGGGAAACAGCCGUAUACAGGUGUUUGACAGCAGCGGCUCAUUCCUGUCCUUCAUUAACACUUCAGCAGAUCCUCUGUUCGGGCCUCAGGGUCUCUCCAUCACCUCCAACUCUCACGUCCUUGUGGCUGAUUCAGGAAAUCACUGCUUUAAAGUUUACCGCUAUCUUCAGUGACACUCCUCAUCCCUCCAUCCACCCAUUUCGCCAUCCCAUAAUUCCUUCAUCCCUCCAUCCACCCAUUUCGCCAUCCCAUAAUUCCUUCAUCCCUCCAUCCACCCAUUCCUCCAUCGCAUAAUUAAAUCAAUCCUCCGUCCACCUAUUCCUCCAUCCCAUAAUUAAAUCAUCCCUCCUUCCACCUAUUCCUCCAUCAUAUGAUUCCAUCAACACUCCAUCCACCCAUUUUACAUCCCAUAAUUCCUUCAUAUAUCCAUCAUCCCUUCAUAUUCCAUCUAUACCUUAAUCCCAUCCUCCCUCCAGCUGCCUAUUCCAUAAUACCAUCCUCCCUUAAUCCAUUUAUCCCUCUAUCCAGUAAUACCAUUACCCCUCCAUCCACCCGUUCCUCCAUUCCAUGGUCCCAUGCUUCCUCCAUCUUGAUUAUUCCAGAUAGCACUGUUGUUUUUAGAUUGUUUUCAGGAUUAUAACAUACUGAUCUGAACACAGGAUAAAUAAAGGGAUCAAUAUAAAUAAUAAAAUAAAAUAAAAACUAUCAAAACUGU
Silurus meridionalis is the source of this 3315-nucleotide messenger RNA. It is a transcript of the gene trim2a, whose product is annotated as tripartite motif containing 2a. Gene Ontology annotation, molecular function: protein binding; zinc ion binding; ubiquitin protein ligase activity. The record is from RefSeq and is a predicted model, not a curated record. The coding region runs from base 476 to 2773 and encodes 765 amino acids. The transcript is spliced from 14 exons. NCBI's taxonomy places the organism in Eukaryota, Metazoa, Chordata, Actinopteri, Siluriformes, Siluridae. Gene Ontology annotation, biological process: protein polyubiquitination; negative regulation of translation; proteasome-mediated ubiquitin-dependent protein catabolic process.